AUGGCACCAACGGGAGUGCAAAAACCAUUUGUCGCUAUAACCGAGCAGCCUCAAUCGAAAGCACUAAGAUUUCGGUACGAAUGUGAAGGUCGUUCGGCGGGUUCGAUUCCUGGAGUACACAGCACGCCGGAACAGAAGACUUUCCCGGCAAUCGAAGUUCGCGGUUACAAAGGACCGGCAAUGGUUGUGGUAUCUUGUGUUACGAAGGAUCCACCAUACCGGCCUCAUCCACACAAUCUCGUCGGAAAGGAAGGUUGCAAGGAAGGCGUUUGCACUGUAAAACUCGACUGUAACAGUAUGAGCUAUGUGUUCAGUAAUCUUGGCAUACAAUGUGUUAAAAAGAAAGGCAUCGAGGAGUCCCUUGGCCUCAGAGAAAGGAUUCAGGUGGAUCCAUUUCACACCAAAUUCGGACAUGCAAAACAACCUGCCACGAUCGACCUUAACGCCGUUCGACUGUGUUUCCAAGUGUACCUGCCCGGAGGCCCCGAUAAAAAAUUCACGCAACCUCUUCAACCAGUCGUGUCGGAUAUAAUCUAUGAUAAAAAGGCGAUGUCCGAUUUGGUAAUAUGUAAACUUAGUGAAGUUACUGCGCCAGUUUCAGGCGGAAAGGAAAUUAUUCUUCUCUGUGAAAAAGUCACCAAAGAGGACAUAUCUGUGCGAUUCUACGAAGAGCGAAACGGUAGAAUAGUGUGGACGGAUUCUGGAGAAUUUCAACACAACAAUGUACACAAACAAGUGGCUAUUUGUUUUAGAACUCCCAGAUAUCGCACUCUCGAUGUUGAACAUUCUGUGAUGGUAAAUAUUCAGCUAAGAAGGCUUUCGGAUGGAGCUACUAGUGAACCAUUACCGUUCGAACUACUCCCAGUUGAAUCGUUUAGUCAGAAAAGAAAAAGGCAAAAAAUGAGCAGUUGUGAGACAAUAGACCCUACUCCUGGGUUUGGUGGUUUUGUCGGACAACCGGUUCCAAAUGAGCCAACAAAGACCGAUCGAGGGGAACCGUUGAAUCAAUUGAACGCUUUUCAAGGACCUUAUCGUACUAAUGAUGCUUCUAUGAAUCAAUGGUGUGCAGGUCCAUCUCAAGGAGCCAUUUCUCCGUUUAUGGGAGCAAACAAUGUGGGUCCACCAGCAAGAGGUUACCAGCCGGGUCCUUCCAACGAUUUUUCUAUGACCGGCCAACAGCAAAACUUUUCAAUGUCGGUGAAUUUGGGCGCUCAAUCGAUGAGUGCAUACCAACAACAAGCUCAAUUUCGGAAUCAGCCGCAGCCAUACAAUGUGUAUCAAAUGCCAGCCAAUGCCAGCAACAUGCAGUACAAUGUUAAUAAUAGUAUGCCCACCGGUGGUCUGGGAAACCAGGUGAACACUGUCGAAUGCAACAUGGGCAACCUGUACAUGGAAGAUAUGGAACUAUUUCUGGGCCUAACCACAGCCGAUAUCAAGCAGGAGACCUAUCAACAACGAAUGCAGCAGGACGAGGAGGAACAUCUUUCCAAUAGCUUCACCAGAUUAACCACAAAUGCGAUGAAUGAUUUAGGAAAAUGA
Messenger RNA from Sabethes cyaneus, 1539 nucleotides. Its product is annotated as embryonic polarity protein dorsal-like. The coding region runs from base 1 to 1539 and encodes 512 amino acids. Gene Ontology annotation, biological process: inflammatory response; canonical NF-kappaB signal transduction; non-canonical NF-kappaB signal transduction. Lineage: Eukaryota; Metazoa; Arthropoda; Insecta; Diptera; Culicidae. The transcript has a single exon. Gene Ontology annotation, molecular function: DNA binding; DNA-binding transcription factor activity. The record is from RefSeq and is a predicted model, not a curated record. Gene Ontology annotation, cellular component: cytoplasm.